CCUUAGGAAAGAUGCAUGCAAUUCUGUGGCUUUUGGAAGGGGGGCUGCAAGCACAUAGUAACCCACUUCUUUCUCCUUUAAUUCCUUCGAUUAUAGAAAAAGAAGAGGGCUAUCACUGCCCGCCGGCAACAUCUCAAGAGUGUUAUGCUCCAGAUUGCUGCUACUGAACUUGAAAAAGAAAGUGCAGCUAAAGAACAAGAAAAAGCCGACUACCUUGCUGAGCACUGCCAACCUCUGCAUCUCCCGGGUUCCAUGCAAGAACUGCAGGAACUGUGCAAAAAGCUUCACGCUAAAGUAGAGGAGGUUGAUGAGGAAAGAUAUGAUACAGAGAUGAAAUUACAGAAAACUACCAAGGAGCUUGAAGAUUUGAAUCAAAAACUGUUUGACCUGAGGGGCAAGUUCAAGAGGCCACCCCUGCGUAGAGUCCGCAUGUCUGCUGACGCUAUGCUGCGUGCCCUUCUGGGCUCCAAACACAAAGUCUGCAUGGAUCUCCGAGCUAACCUGAAGCAAGUCAAGAAGGAAGACACUGAAAAGGAGAAGGAUCUGCGUGACGUGGGCGACUGGAGGAAGAACAUUGAGGAGAAGUCUGGAAUGGAGGGCAGGAAGAAGAUGUUUGAAGGUGGCGAGUAAUACAAACUGCCCAGCUAUUCAGUCUGAUCCUCAUCCCCGACCAAGUCCCAACGUUCCUCUUCCAUCUAUCCUGCCACCUACAUUUCUACAUUUUGGGGAUGACUUUUGUCAGGCCACAGUUGUACUUCAUAGUGCCACCUACCAUACAGAACCUACCCACAGCCUGAUCCCAUAUCAUUGCUGGGCAGACCAUUGUCUUGAGCUGCGAAAUGUCUUAAAUGCAUUUUGCGACAGUGGUAGUUGCAUGAGCUUAAAAUGAUUCAGUCCUCAUUAAAUCCUGUCAUUUGGUAAGACCUGUUGCUGCAAAGUGAACUAAACGGAUGUAAAUAAAGCUUUGAAAGUAUGGCUGGGUUUUUAAGCCUUGGGAGGCCUAGGCAUGAAAUGGC
This is a messenger RNA of Elgaria multicarinata webbii, 1016 nucleotides long. RefSeq names its product troponin I2, fast skeletal type (gene TNNI2). Gene Ontology annotation, biological process: skeletal muscle contraction; cardiac muscle contraction. The record is from RefSeq and is a predicted model, not a curated record. NCBI's taxonomy places the organism in Eukaryota, Metazoa, Chordata, Lepidosauria, Squamata, Anguidae. Gene Ontology annotation, cellular component: troponin complex.